This is a messenger RNA of Lactuca virosa, 473 nucleotides long. NCBI's taxonomy places the organism in Eukaryota, Viridiplantae, Streptophyta, Magnoliopsida, Asterales, Asteraceae. The record is from the annotation of a GenBank genome assembly.
AUGCCUCAUCUUGAAGGAUCGCUGGAGCAGUCUUUCAACCUGUGGGAAACCCCCCCCCCCCCCCACACACACACACAUCGCCUCCAUCCAUUGCCAUCGACAACCCACACCGUCGCACCACCAACAACAUCUGCGUCGUCUUGCUGUCGGCGACGUCCUUCACUCUGGCAACCUCCUCUCCGGCCGGUAACCCCACAUCCUAAUAAAACAAAUGGUUUCGAUAUGAGGUUAGAUCGAAGCCCUAGAAGCUCUCAACCGCCUGUUGCUUCGUCCGUUGCUGCUGUUGCUACGAUUGCCACUAAUCAAAAAUUGAAACUAUCCCUUAUCGAUCUUAGUGGGAUCACUCUCAACGGGGUUGAAGAUGAAGAGUUCAAUCAAGCCACCUUCGCCACCGUUCACCGUAACUACUAAAACUUGAGGAUGAAGAAUCCAAUCACAGACAAUUUUUUUCUACUAUGGACUUCUAUUUCAGG